Messenger RNA from Doryrhamphus excisus (bluestripe pipefish), 5629 nucleotides. RefSeq names its product GDNF family receptor alpha-4-like. NCBI's taxonomy places the organism in Eukaryota, Metazoa, Chordata, Actinopteri, Syngnathiformes, Syngnathidae. Gene Ontology annotation, biological process: nervous system development. Gene Ontology annotation, cellular component: external side of plasma membrane; signaling receptor complex. Gene Ontology annotation, molecular function: signaling receptor activity. The record is from RefSeq and is a predicted model, not a curated record.
AUGCCUAUAAUAUCAGGGGAUGCAGGCUUUCUACCGUCCCACUUCUCUACAGUGGACAACUGUGGAGCAACAGAUACCGGAUCAGAGAGACCACUUAUGGACAUUUUGAAAUCAAUCUUAAAGGAGGAAUGUAAAAAAGACAUGGAGCGGUAAAGAUCGCGAGAACUUAUGUGCUGCUUCCAGUAGAGCGCACGGCAGGAUUUGGUUGGUUGGGUCGGUGUUGUUGGCCAACUUUUGUGCAUCUCCACCUGGCCGUCCGAUCGGACCGAGUGCGUGUGGGCGCAUCAUCAUCGUCAUCUUCCUCACGCAGGAGGCUUGCAUGUGGCAGCGGCAGAGUCCUCAGUAAGCUGCAGCCAGCCCGGGUGCGAGUUUCAUAGUCCGCCUUUUAACUCAAAAGUGUCCGAUGUCCGCGCACAGGAUGAUGAUCAUUGGACUCCUGCUCAGCGUCUUCUUCUAUGGUAGCAUGCCGGUGUCGGCGUCCUUAGACUGUCUGGUGGCAGAGCAGGGCUGCAUCCAGGAGCAGUCCUGCAUGGUCCCAUACCGCCUGCUGGAGUACUGUGCGGCAGAGGAGGCGGUUUCGCCCCUCGGCCCGGAUGCCCGGACAGAGUGCCUGGAGGCUCAGAACUCCUUGCAGCACCACCGCCCCCUUCAAGUGUGCAAAUGUCAGCGUGGCUCACGUAGGGAGGAACACUGCCUCAGGGUCUACUGGACUGUGAGGUUUGGAGCAUAUGAUGAGUAUGAAGUAUCUCCAUAUGAAGAACUGGAGUUGAAUCUGGUGCGAAAUAUUGAGAUGACACACAUGGCCUCCAUCAUGGCAGCUUCUUCAGUGUCUGUGGAUGGACAUAAUCAGUGUCUGAAGGCCGCCCAGGACUGUGGGCUUUAUGAGAAAUGCGGCUCCCUGCGCUCAGAAUACGUGGUGGCGUGCACCAAGCGAGCGGUGGCCUCCGACAACGGCUGCAACCGUCAGAAAUGCCACAGAGCCCUGCGGCGCUUCCUGGAGCGCGUCCCCGAGGAGUACAGCUUUGCGUUGCUAUUCUGUCCCUGCUCCGACACCCUAUGUGGAGAGCGCCGCAGGAAAACCAUCGUCCCGUCUUGUUCCUACGAGGAGAACGCCAAGGGGGAGGACCGAGUGGGCAAGCCCAACUGCCUCAGCCUGCAGAACUACUGCUCCAGAGAUGAGCUGUGUAGAUCCCGCUUUGCCGACUUCCAGCACAACUGUCAGCCAGCUCCUCUGUCUGCUUCUGGCUGCAUGCGAGAGAGCAGAGCCAUGUGCCUCAAGGCCUACGCUGGACUCAUAGGCACCAUUAUGACUCCCAACUACGUGAGCAACAGCAGCACAGAGGUGUCCCAGUGGUGCACGUGUGAUGGCAGCGGCAAUGAAUGGCAGGGCUGUCAGCGCAUCCUGCACAUGUUCAAAAACAACAUUUGUCUGCGUGCUGCCAUCAGCUCCAUGGGAAUCGCUGUGCCACCCCCUGCUGAGAGCACCGUCAUUCCAGCUCCCGAACCCUCGCCGAGAGUCCACCAGGAGAUGGGCCACGGCGUCAACACUCUCCCGGAAUUCACCAGGGUAGAGACCAGCGAGGAAGUGCAGCAAGAGGAGGUGAAGAGCGAAGAAUUUAUCAUCAUCCCACCGUAUUUAGAGAAAGACUCCAACAUUGAGUCAAGGGCCACGGAGAGGCAGCGAGCAGCCUCCAGCAGAGCGGCGCCAUUAUUCCCACUAUUGCUGUCUACACUCAUCCUGGACUUGGACUGUUGGAGCUACUAAAACAUCCAUCGUCUGCUCACCUUCUCUCAUUUCCACAAUCAAAAACCAAGGCAACCCUGCCAGGAAGAAAUGCAAAGGCAUUUGUUUAAAAGACUCCUUAAGAGUUAAAAGAUACCAUUCGUGCAGCAGUAUUAGUGUCUUAGAGCAGAUAGAGGAGUGCAUGACUGAACUGAGAAGUGCUGUUGGGGCAAGUAGUCCGUCCAGAGCUUGCUUCACACUCUAAAGUACAUCCUCUCUUUUUAACAAGAAGCACAUUGCCAAAGGCCACACUCACUGUACGUGAUCUCCCUCAAAAAAAAAAAAAAAAGGUUUGGUCCAGUGCAACCAAGCCACAGCACGCCUUCUAGUUUCUUUUUCAUGUGACUUACUUUCUCCUUUGGCUUUUCCUCUCCUUCCAUCACCCCGUGAUCUACACUGAUAAUUCACUCAAUGACUUCAUCACAGAUAGGCACUCUUAUAUCACAACCCCUCGAUCUACUCAACAUUCUUUAAAGAACACAGAAUAGCGAUGUCUCACUCUGUCCGAUAAAAGACAUCAUCAUUAUUCAGCAGCAUAUCAGCACAUAUUUCACAAAUAAACACUGUUUAAAUAAGGCAAAUACUGCAAUGUGCAAUACAUAUUACACAAUACUGUAUCGGUAGCAUUAUUACAUCAUCAGUAGGGUAGACCUAACCUGUCUCAUGACGGUCCGAGCCCAGCUCACGUUCCCUAUUAGUGGGUGAACAAUCCAACGGUGUAUUGCAACAAUGUGGUAGAAAAAUUGCCAAAACUCUGCAAAGAUUCUUCCUGAGGUGUGAUAUUUGAUUAGUAUUGACGUAUUGAAGGACCCCCACCCCCCCUUUUGUCAUCUUCCACAUGUUGCAUUUUUCUUUUAGUUUUUCUUGCUUUUUGGUUUUAUUUUUCCUCUUUGACACAAUGCUUUGCAGUAUGCGGUACCUGUUUCUCGUUAGUACUCUGUUUAGUUGGCGCCGCAUUACACGCAAUGCAACAUGCAAUUUGCUACACCUAAAUAAUAACCUAAAUAAUUCCACAACAUGGACAUACAGAGUUUGAUGAGGUCUCACUCGAGCAAUGAUAUCAUUAAGCAGAAAAGCCGAUACCAAUAUGAGCCAAUAUGUCAUAUUUUUGCCAAUAUUGACAGUUUUUGGGUAGGUUUUUGCUGUGGUUUUACUUUUACCUUUAACUUUCUUAGUCCUGGAAGAGGUACACCUUAGAUUUUUGGUAUAUUGGACCCUUUUUUUCAAUGAAUUUUCCCCAAAUAAUGAAUAUAAAUGGAGUAGUAGGUGUCCUGAAAUAUUGUACAGGUCAUAUGUUUGGUAACAUUUCAACGUGGUUUAUCGUCACUGGGACACUUCUAUGGCACCGUACUUCAGUACAGUCCCUGGCUACAUUAGGCCCUAAGCAGUAUUCUACUUGCUCCUCCUCACCCCAAUUCAAAAUGACCAUGAAAUAGCAGUCAAAACAAGAGGGGAGUCAAUGCGGAUUUCAAUGACUUCAACUGCCAAAAAUAAGAUUUUUCAUCAUUAUCUGAUUUUUAACUUUAAUUACUAAUCUUUUUUUUAUGUACACCUCAUGGCAGCUUAUGUUUUGCACAUUUGCAGAGAAUGCGCCCCCUUUUUUGCAAAAUCUACUCACAGUGCUUGUUCUAUGUGUAGGGAGGGGCGUCCCUGAUUACUGCAACUGUCUGGAGUGGAUGCGUUUGGUUUGUCACUCGCUUGCUUUUGUUCCCUUGACACUUCACUUUUAAUAGCUUGGGAACAUACUUGUAUUUUUUUGCAGCCCCUAGAAAAGAUACAAACAGUUCCACUGGUGUCUAAUAAUUAGCCCAGUGGGGUACAUUAGAGUAGAUUAAGGGUCAGAAACAGUCUCCCACUGUCGCCCUAUUCCUUACCGUGCUGAAGACAACAACACAUUAAGUGCUCCCUGCGAGCGUUGGAAAAUGAAAUCGAGAUCAGAGUCGGUACCACGCGGCGGCUUUAAUGCACAAGAGAUAUUAUGUCUUUACAACCUUUGGCUCUUCUCACAGUGAGCACAUCCAGUCACUUGGUAUUAUUCCGAGCAGAAUGAAUAAUGAGGGAGGGCAACGGCAAUGCGAUCAACCUCUGUGCUAGAAAUAAGGAGGGAAGAAAAGCGACUUAAAGCAAUUACAGCACAAUUCGAAUAAGUCAACACGCAGCGAAGAGUGUGGAGGAUGGCUCGGGGGAGGAAAUAGCCAAUUUACUGCUGUCAUAGAUUCGCCAUUUUUUUUCUUUUUUCUAUCCUUAGGAAAUGUGUUUUUAGUGGCGCUAAAAAUCCUCAUGUAGUGCAGAUGUUGCCAGAUGAAGAUAUGGAGAUAGGUGCGGACACUGGAGGCUGUAAAGGCUGCUGGCUGCUCCGCUCAUUGAGCAGCACAUUGAGCCAUUCUCUCUCUGCCUGGAAUAACUUUUGCUGAUGUUAAUGAUUUUGUUCCUAUGGCUCAUUUUCCUGGCAAAUGACACUGUUGCAGGCUUGUAGGUAAAGACGAGCGUAUCAUUUUUUUUCUGAUUAUUUUGAGCAAAACAAACUUGUGGAUGUGUUUGCAGCAAUUGGCUUUGUCGAAAAAACAGUUGUAUUGAAAUGAUUUCACAGAGCACUUAAACAGGUUGGACCUUUUCCAAAGAUGUAUCAUAAAAUAUAGAUACAAUAAUAAAAAAGGAGCUUGCUUGUUGUAAAUGUCACAGGAGCACUGCUAUACAUGAUGAUUUACUGUAAAUAUGAUUGUAUGUAACCACUUGAAAAGGCAGCUUGGUCAAUAGACUUCUUUCCAUGGGCUUUCAAGGAGGACAUUGGAGGGGGCCAGUUUGCAUUUAGACCUUUACUUUGUUGCAAUUGUUAGGCUAAAGCAGUGCUUCUCAAAUUGUGGGACAGGGGGGUCGCAAGAGGCUUUAAUUUCAAUGCAGACAUGCCAACAUGUACACAUUUUUAGUACUCAACAUGUAUUUUCCUGGCUUUAUUUCAGUUUAGUCAGUACAGAUAAAUGAAUAAAUAUGAUCAGUUUCUCUAGUAUUUCAAAUUGGGGGGUCAUGACAGAAAAUAAUUGAGAAGCACUGGGCUAAAGGGAGCUAAAAAUAUAGAAACGUGAGAUUGCAAACUUGGCUAAAGAAUAUAUAUAAAUCGGAAGAAUAAAACAAGCACUUGCCAUUUCAGUGUUGUAGCAUUAAAGCUGCUAAUAUGCCAUCCUGUGUGCACUGGCCUUAAUGCCUUUUUAUGUAUCUUCACAUUUCAAAAUGUGUGUUUAUAUUUGUAAACUAUGUAAAAAAAAAAAAAAAAACUUCACCAAAACAUUCAGUGUAGCUUGCAUUUUUGAUGUGUUAAUGAGUUAUAAAAAAGUACUCUGCAUAUUCUUUUAAAUUGUAUCUUUAAGAGACUCCCGAGGAAUGAUGUACAGAAUGUGUUUCCCGUGUUAAAAAAAACAUAUCAUCCACAUCGAAUAAUGUGACCAUAAUGUGUUUUAAAAAAAAAAGAGUAAAAAAAAAAAAACACGUGUAAUUUUUGUGACAUAGCUAAAUCGUGUGCCAGUUUGUUAAAAGACGAAUAAAAAGCCACAUUGGCAGUUUUCAUGUCCAAUAGCAAAUUAUUGGACUGAAAAGGAAUUACUAUUGUGUGUGGUGGAUGUUUUUCUUUACAUUUUAACUACUGAACACGCUGAUUAGCAAAAAGUCAGUUUCACAGCAUUAAAAAAUUACACUAAAUAUUCAGAUUUUUUUUUAAAUUUUACAUCAUUCACAAUCCACAACACAUCUUUCUUUCCCUGUUCUGUGCAUUAAAACACUAUAAAAAGAGUUAAUAUGAGCUAGCUUACAAUGCUGUCAUUGGGAAACACCUAUUUUGACUAUGACGCCCUA